Messenger RNA from Leptosia nina, 1074 nucleotides. The record is from the annotation of a GenBank genome assembly. Lineage: Eukaryota; Metazoa; Arthropoda; Insecta; Lepidoptera; Pieridae.
AUGGCUGUUUCCGACCACAAUCUUGACAAUAGCAUACCUGCAGCUCACAUGUCCAGGCCAAACAACGUGAACACAAUGCACUGGCAAGCCACAACCGAACCCAGUUUCAUAACGAAGCCGCGCCCAAAUUGGGAGAAACCCGGCAAACCAAAACCAACCAAGAAGUUCACAACGACGACGAGUAAACCUCACAAAAGUUACUUGAAGCCGAAAGAACCGAUAUUGAAUAUUAUCAAUAAGACAGACGAAACCACGGCUCCAACUAUACAUACUACAGCUGCGACAAAUAGUGUCGAAUGUGGAGUAACGGCAAUGUGGCCGCGUCCAGACUCCCGUAUCAUGGGAGGAAAGGAUUCGAGUUUCGGUAGAUGGCCGUGGCAGGUCUCUGUCCGCAGAAACUCAUUCUUUGGGUUCUCAUCAACACAUCGAUGUGGUGGAGCUAUUAUCAAUGAAGGCUGGAUAGCGACAGCUGGACAUUGUGUCGAUGAUCUGCUUACAUCAGCUAUACGUAUUCGCGUAGGAGAAUUUGACUUCUCCUCUGUCUCGGAGCAGUACCCCUACGUCGAGCGUGGUGUUGCAAGAAAAGCGGUCCAUCCAAAGUAUAACUUUUUCACUUACGAGUACGAUCUAGCUUUGGUGAAACUAGACUCGCCAGUACAGUUUGCGCCGCAUAUAUCCCCCAUAUGCCUCCCAGCCACUGACGACUUACUCGUUGGGGAGGCUGCGACUGUCACUGGUUGGGGAAGACUAUCGGAAGGAGGAGUUUUACCAUCUAUUUUACAAGAGGUGCAGGUACCAAUCGUAUCAAAUGAGCGUUGUAAAUCAAUGUUCCUGCGCGCUGGGCGGCAUGAGUUCAUUCCCGAUAUUUUCCUGUGCGCCGGGCACGAGACCGGGGGUCACGACUCUUGCCAGGGCGACUCGGGUGGCCCACUACAGGUGAAAGGAAAGGAUCAGAGGUACUUCUUAGCGGGCAUCAUAAGCUGGGGCAUAGGGUGUGGAGAAGCGAACCUACCAGGCGUCUGUACAAGGAUAUCUAAAUUCGUACCCUGGAUUCUGCAGACUGUCAAUUCGUAA